Molecule: messenger RNA, 1298 nt
Organism: Exophiala viscosa
Lineage: Eukaryota; Fungi; Ascomycota; Eurotiomycetes; Chaetothyriales; Herpotrichiellaceae
Product: 3-oxo-5alpha-steroid 4-dehydrogenase
Exons: 1
Coding region: 269-1159 (296 amino acids)
Biological process (GO): dolichol-linked oligosaccharide biosynthetic process; polyprenol catabolic process
Cellular component (GO): endoplasmic reticulum
Molecular function (GO): 3-oxo-5-alpha-steroid 4-dehydrogenase activity
Source: RefSeq, a predicted model, not a curated record
ACCCCUGAAUCUAAUCUUGAUCUACAUCUGAUCAAUUUCAAUUUCACAUGGACCAUCACCCGAUCUCAGACCUAUAGGGAACACCUGUUCUCGAUAAUUAGGUGGUGCUGAGUCUCAGCUGUUCAGAGGAAUUUUCCACCUCCCGUUCAUCACCACGUCCGAGCUUUACACGAACAAAAGCCAAAGCACCUAAAUAUAUUGAUGUGAUCCAGCAAAUGAAAGCUAGCAGCCAGAUCUUCACGCCUUCCGAGCCGCAAAUCUUGUGAAGAUGACAAUGCUCGAUUUCGCUACCUGGACAAUCCGAGCAUUCUACACCUUUAGCAGCAUUACGAUCAUCGUUGUUCGAUUUACUCCGGCGCUCAGAGACCGUUUCCUGCCAUAUGGCGCGCGAGACGUGACUGCUCACAGGGCAGGUCAAUUCGCAAAGCAGCCGGCGUGGUCGGUCCAGGUACUUGACUAUGCCGCGACUUGGAAAGUCCCACAUUCAUGGUUCAUCCAUUUCUACAUUGUCUCUGUCACCGCCUCGACGAUGGGAUUGUGCUUCUUCUAUCCUAGCAACUCGAUCGAUCGGCCCGACACCACCACAAUAUGCGGCACCUUGAUGCUUGUCCAAGGCAUUCGAAGACUCCUGGAGUGCUUCUUCCUGACCAAACCAAGUCAGUCACGCAUGUGGAUAGGUCACUACGCCAUUGGGGUAGCGUUCUAUAUCGCAACCAAUAUCGCCAUAUGGACUGCAAGACCGGACGAAAGAGAACUGGACUUCAAUCGUGUGUCUGGACGCAAAGUCCUUGCUGGAGGCUUAUGGACGUUCAACGUCUUAGCUUACGUCUUUUUGUUCUUCUACGCUUCGUGGAUGCAGAAUCUAUUCCAUCGACACCUUGCCGGACUGCGAAAGUACACGUUGCCAGACAUUGGGAUGUUUCGGACUAUAAUAGCACCUCAUUAUACGGCAGAAUGUGCCAUCUAUCUGUCCCUCGCAUUCUGUCGAGACGCACACCAAGGCGGAUUGGUCGACUUGACGCUUUUCUGCGCCCUGAUAUUCGUUGUGGUAAAUCUGGGUGUCACAGCAGACGGGACCAGAGAGUGGAUGUUAGCAAAGUUUCCCGAAAAGAACAGCGAGAUCGAGCGACGAUGGACAAUGCUUCCACCAGUCUGGUAACGGGCGUCGAUUUUUGCUCUACUGGACCACUGCAGUCUAUUCAUAUUGACCUGGGACCCUCCUGCAGCUCGCUAGGUGUGUUCAUGGCACGGGCUGCAGAGUCUUCGGCUGCCCUUUCUAGACACCAGUUGUGGUGCAA